AUGAAACAAAACGCCCCUACGUCUGUGCGAUACGACGGCAUCUCGUACACUCAACCGUUGCCCGUGGACCGGAAAAGGAAACGUCAGGAGCCCAUUAGUCCCACUAGCUCCAAGCUCGUGCUACUGGCCGAGUCCAGCAGCGAUAUCUCCUCCCACGACUCCCUAGCCGAAUUUGUCAAACAGGAUUGGUUCAUUGAACAACAGAACCAACUUCGAGAGAUCCGUCGGGUCCGUCAGAUCCGAUACCGAAAGAAACAGCAGGACUACAUGGAGACUAUGGAGGAGAACAACCGCCACCUCCAGCAAGAAAUCGACAAGCUAGAAGAACGACGUAGAGCGGUUGCUGCUGCGGUGCCCUCUAAAAAGACGCUGUGGUACGUGGCCGUCGAGUACUUCCGUCUGUUCCGGUACGGUCUACGCGCCUCCGACUUGUCUGAUAGGUCGCGACGUCUGCUUGCGUCCAAGCUUCUGGACCAGUCCAUCGCUAUUCACGGCUCGACGCGUUUUGAUUGGGAUAUCGGAUACGGUCGCGUGACGAGUGUCAUCAGCGAGUCAGAUAUGUUGACACCGAUGCUGCAAGUUCUAGGGAGAUUGGAUGGUUAA
Phytophthora infestans T30-4 is the source of this 603-nucleotide messenger RNA. RefSeq lists its product as uncharacterized. NCBI's taxonomy places the organism in Eukaryota, Oomycota, Peronosporomycetes, Peronosporales, Peronosporaceae. The transcript has 3 exons. The record is from RefSeq and is a predicted model, not a curated record. Bases 1 to 603 code for a protein of 200 amino acids.